Penicillium daleae is the source of this 1047-nucleotide messenger RNA. RefSeq lists its product as uncharacterized. NCBI's taxonomy places the organism in Eukaryota, Fungi, Ascomycota, Eurotiomycetes, Eurotiales, Aspergillaceae. The record is from RefSeq and is a predicted model, not a curated record. Bases 1 to 1047 code for a protein of 348 amino acids. The transcript has 4 exons.
AUGUCUAUUUUGAGCAGAAGAUCAUCUACUCAUGAUGCAGGUCCACAGCUUCUCAAGGAUGUCUGGGCUCUCACAGCCACCGCCAUUCUGAUUGUGGUUUUGAGGAUCAUUGCGAAAUUGAGGAUUGGGAAAUUCGGGCCGGAUGAUCUCUUAAUGGGGUUCGCACUGUGCUUAGCCACCGUCGGAUCAGUCAUGUUAACCAUAGGGAUCAAACGUGGAUUUGGCCGAAAUGAAGACGACCUUGACACCAACAGCAUAUCAAAGGUCGUCAUAUUUGACUAUCUGACACAGACAUUUGGGCUUGCAGGUGGAGCCUUAGGACGAGUUUCCUUCAUUGUCUUCAUCAUUGGGCUACUUGCGUCCAGAAAAUGGCACCGAGUGGUCUUUUGGGUCUUGAUCGGUCUUCAGGUGGUAGUAAACUCAAUGUUUAUAGUCAUCCUGUUCGUCCAAUGCCCAGGACAUGGGUCGGCUAUUUGGGACCAUGAUAAACCAAAGUGUUGGAACACUCUAGUGCAGGCUUACUAUGGAUAUUUCCAAGGAGCGUUCAACGCAACAACUGACCUUUACCUUGCUGUCUUCCCAACCGCCAUAUUAUGGAGGUUGAACCUGAAGCUGAGAGUCAAAUUGGGACUGGUGGCGUUGUUGGGACUAGGGAUUUUUGCGAUGGUCGCUGCUAUAAUAAAAACGGUAGAGACACGUGUCCUCGCGUCUUACGUCAUAGACACGACGAAUGCAACAGUCAACUACGAUCGCUGGCUAUAUGUUGAGACACAUUUGGUGAUAAUAACAGCCUCGAUACCAUGCAUUCGAUCUUUCCUGAGUCCGAUGAACGGGCAAACAUACACAAGUAAAGACACGCAUGAGCUGGGCUCACCCUACGUGGUCAGCUCCAGUGUAUACACGAGAAAGACCAAGAAGCGUGAGCUUUCCUUGGAUAGGAAACAAAUACUUAAUGCCUCUGGAGGCAAUCUGAGCAGCGAAGAUAUUUGCCACAGUGAUAAUCAUGAUGACAUACAUGACUCAGGUGUUCGAGCGAAUCUGCCAUGA